Molecule: messenger RNA, 5840 nt
Organism: Dreissena polymorpha
Lineage: Eukaryota; Metazoa; Mollusca; Bivalvia; Myida; Dreissenidae
Exons: 33
Coding region: 198-5573 (1791 amino acids)
Molecular function (GO): ATP hydrolysis activity; protein binding
Source: RefSeq, a predicted model, not a curated record
UUAUGUAGAAUGUCGGGUGGUGUAUACCACGUUGAGUUUAAAUGAACUGUGUUAAUGUUCUUAAACUAAGUAAAAUCGGGCGAGCGGAUAGCGAAGUGUAUGCAUAGGUAGAUUGAGUUAAAAUUUUGAGAAAAACUGUAGAAAACUAUUAUAGUGCUGUCUGUAAAAUGGAGUUGGACUAACGCUCAUGAUACAAAAUGGGAUCUGGCUCAUCAAAACAAAAUAAACCGCAAGAAACAAGGUCAGCACAGGGACAGCGUCACGAUGCGUCACUUCCAGGUAGUUCCGUACCGCCCGCGGGGAGACCUGCGCGACCAGCCGGAGUCUCCAUACCGAACGAGACUCAGGCAGACAGGGGGUCCACUAAUAAAUCGGAAGCUGAAGUGAUGAAACCUUCUUUGCCUGGCGGAACUCGAGCGCUUACACAGGAACAACGAGCCAACAACAAUACUCGAAUAAAAAGUGCACAUGCGCGACGAAAUGACACGAAACAGCUGGUACGGAGGAUGGAGCAGGGUGCGGAGUUCGAGGAAGAGGUUGACACCAUUCUGGGCCUGGACCGGAUGAAGACACGUCACGAGCUGAGGCGCGAGAAGACUCUUCACCGGCUGGGCGAGAGAAGGCGCUCCUCCAAGGCGUUGCUAAGCUUCAAGAACGCCGCAGACAAGAUUACUGGCGCCAGGAAGCAUGAUACCGCUAAGACGCCUCUUGAUGCCAUCCUGCAGGGAGAUCUGUCGGCCGAGUGUCCAUCAACAACCAAGAUCGUACGAAUAUUUACCAGCAGCACGUUUACAGAUACACAGCACGAGAGGAAUACGCUAAUGAGGUUCGGAUAUCCGGUGCUGAAGGCUUGGUGUCAGCAGCUCGGCUACGACUUCCAGGUGGUGGACAUGCGCUGGGGCAUCCGGGAUCAGGCUACCGACGACCACAUGGGCACCGAAAUCUGCCUCAAGGAACUACGCAUGUGCCAGAAACUGUCGACUGGACCCAACUUUGUGUCUCUCAUGUCCCAUAAGUAUGGCUACACCGACUUUCCCCGAUGUAUAGACGCGCGAGAGUUCGAAACCAUCAUGGAUGAGAUAAAAUCUACAGAGACAACGGCGUUGUUCAAUAAAUGGUACCGCAAGGACCUGAAUGCAGAGCCGCCGGUGUAUGUCGCGUUUCCGAUCAGCACGCAUCUACCAGACUUCAUCAGCAACGACAAGGAGAAGAAGGAUGCGGCAAAGAAGGCGUGGUGGGGCGAGAUGGAGACUUUGCAGCGCACACUGGAGGAGGUGGCACAACGCGUGUUCGACGCCGAGACCGCCCACAAAUUCAUACGAUCCAUCACAGAGACGGAGGUGCACGCCGGGCUGCUGACGGCGGCGGACCCACCGGCCCAGUGCCUAUGGCUGAGACGGACCUUGAACGGCAUUGAGACGCAGGACAAUAGCUAUCUGCUCUCUAGAUUCCAAGAAUGUGGCGACAACAGCAGCGAAGAGAAGGUGCAAAAAGUGCGCAAGAUGCACGCGGACCUGACCAGGAGCAUGCAGGCAAAGCUAAAUGACAGCGUCCUUAGUUACACCGUGGACUGGGACCCAGAAAAAGGCAUUAAUCCAGAGUUGGAGUCGCACCGGAAUUACCUGAAACAGAUGACGGAGGACUUCGUAUCCCGGAUGCGUGACGUCAUCAGUUUGGCAAUAACUAGACAUCGCCAGAUAGACGACCCACUGGUCGAGGAGGUGGUCGAGCAUGCGCAGUUCUGCCAGAAGAAAUGCGAUAGCUUCCAUGGGCGAGAAGACUUACGCAAGUACAUAGGCGAUUACGUGGCGGGCAUGAGUAACGAGCCUCUAGUCCUGCAUGGCGACUCGGGCUCCGGCAAGACAUCAGUCCUCGCCAUGGCCGCCCGCUCCAGUGCCGCAUGGGCCCGCAAAAACGCCGUCGUGGUCGUCAGAUUUAUAGGUACCACGCCAAGCAGUUCGAAUUUAAUGGGUCUUUUGGCCAGCAUUACUCAACAAAUACGCCGGGCAUACCAUGUCGACCAGAACGUAUCAAUGGACCUUCGCCAGCUGGUGGAUGAGUUCGCACUGAGUUUAUUCUUACCGACCGUGGAGCGGCCCCUGGUGCUCAUACUCGACUCUCUCGAUAUGCUCGACCCCUCGCACAACGCACGCCAGCUUCAAUGGCUGCCCAUCCGUCUACGACCCAAUGUGAAGGUCAUCCUGUCCACGUUGACUGACGCCCAGUUCGAGUCGUUCCCGAUUCUCAGCUCCAUCAUCAGAACAAAAGAGAAUAUUAUUAAAGUACCCACGCUUACACAAGCUGAUUUUGAAGAAAUCGUUGAUGGUUGGCUGAAGAAAAGGCGUCGCAAUCUCACGGCAGAUCAGAAAAAAAUGUUGAUGCACAUGUGUCUUAAAUGUCCGUCUCCAUUGUUUCUUAAACUUACCUUCGACAAGGCGUGUACCUGGACUAGCUUUGCAGCUCAAAGUGCUACGGUUCUAGAAGCAUCCAUUAGGACAUGCAUCGAUGGGUUGUUUCAAAGGCUAGAAGAUAUGCAUGGACAAAUAUUUGUCUCAAGAGCACUCGGAUAUUUGACUAUAUCACGUUCCGGUCUGACUGAGACGGAGCUUGAGGACGUGCUGUCUUGCGACGAUGACGUACUAAAUGACGUCUACAUGUACUGGACACCGCCAAUCAGACGUCUGCCUCCCAUGCUGCUUCUACGCCUUCGCGACGAUCUGAAGCAUUAUCUAGUGGACCGCUGUGCUGACCACGUGAAGGUGGUCUCCUGGUACCACCGCCAGUUUAUUGAAGCGGCCGAAAACCGCUACCUGUCUAACGUCGCCACCAACAAGAAGCUGCACGCGGCACUCGCCGAGUUUUUUGCCGGAACGUGGGCUGGCCGCGAGAAGGAAUACGUGACCCCUAAGAACGAGAAGGGUUCCGCGGAUCGCCACGUAACCAGCCAGCCAAACAAGUUUGGAACCACGUACAACAUGCGGAAACUAGCCAACCUGCCUUAUCACCGUAGCAUGGCUGGACAGCUGCAGUUACUCAAAGAAGAAACGCUCUGCAAUUUCGAGUUUCUUGUCGAUAAAUUGAAGGCAACAAAUUUAUGGCAAAUCAUGGACGACUUUGCGCUUGCGCGCCGGCUCUUCACUGACGACGAAGCCCUAGCGAAUAUUGACGACGUUCUGCGCCUCUCGCAGGUGGCAUUGUUUGACGACGCAAACCAACUCAUACCGCAGAUUCUUGGGAGGCUGAAACCUAACAAGAGUAACGAGGCGUUCCUGGCGAAGUGUCGCGGCUGCCCGGUGCCCUUCCUGCUCCCGGACAAGCUAAUCCUCACUCAGCCCGGGGGUCAGCUGAUCCACUCCAUGGCGGGACACAAGGGCGACAUCUCCUCGCUCGACCUCUCCGUCGACAGCAAGACCGCGCUCACAUGUUCCGAUGACGGCUCAGUGCGACUGUGGAGCACAGAGAGCGGUCAACAGCUGCGUGUGUACGACGGCCUGGGCAAGGUAUCCCGCGCCCGCUUUUGCUGUAGGGAUCAGUACUUCCUCAUCGACCAGGCAAACAAACUCACUCUCAGAAACGCCAUCACAGGUGAGAAGGUAUUUGACCUAAACUCUGUGACGGACGACUACCCGUCGUGUCUAUGUGGCGAGAACCAGUCUGUGCUCGUGGUAUUCCGUGUGGGCGGCGUCAUGGCGCUUGACCUGACCGAUCAGUCUACCCUCUUCACGUUCGAGUGCUUCGACGCCCCCGCAGAGGACGGGAUGCGAUUUGAGCACCCCAGUAUUGCCGCAGGCUCGCGGAAUUAUGCGGCGGUUACAACUAAGGAUCAAGUGUACUUCGCUGUAGUCGAUAUCAAGAAGAAGACGUGUUCCGAAUUGUUUCGAGGAUUUGAACCUUUCAAGGACGAAGAUGUGGGAGAGGAAAUCCAGUAUGAGGUGGACGAGAUGACAUUUACCGCAGACGAGAAACACCUCGUAUACAGCAAUGUAUUUAGCAACGAUAUCGUCUUCUUUGACUUCCGGUUGAAGAAAAAGGUUCAAAUCGUGCGAGGCAAUCCGGAUUACUACACGCGAAGCCUGAAGUGUUCAAAUGACUCGAAGGUGAUGUAUUUCGUCAAAUCAACGUUCGUGACAUUCUUUGACCUUAAGACGUCGAAUCACUCGGACGAGCUGGAGCACACAGUAGACGUGACCCGGGCCUGCACCAACGACAUGCGAACAGUGGUCACAUCGGCGGAGGACUCCAAUGUGCGAGUAUGGGACCGCUCCCGCAAGGCGCAGACGAUCAGCCAGACGCCUGCUAUAGAGGCGAACAGAAUACGGAUGCUGCAUUCACUACCCAACCCCCGCUACGUGCUCGGGUUCGGCUUUAAGAGUCGCGCCAACGACAGCCAAUUCCUGUUCGUAUACGACCUGGAGAAGCACCGGCCAGUCAGGCAGCGGGAACUGGAUAGCUCCAUCCUCCAUAUGGAGGUCCUCAGUGACAGCGAGGCGCUCAUAGUUCACGAUGUCGUCCAGAAGAUAAAAGUUCUCAAGAUAGAUACCCUUAAAGUCACUCGGGAAUUUCAAGGCUACCUUCCGAGUCGAAAAUAUAAAUUCAAACUUAAUAAGAAACGAAAUGAGGUAGUGUGUCUGAGCGGGGGUCGUCAUGCGGUGAAGGUGUACGAGAUCUCCACUGGUCACGUGACCGCUAUGCUGCAGACAGGCACGCAGGAUAAACUGGACGGCAUCUCGACGUGCAGCCCGGGCGAUCGUCUGGUCGCCUGGAGUGAGGAUAGUGGUCGUCUGUUCGUGUUCGAUCUAGCCAGACGCAAACUACAAAAAACCAUAGAGUCGCGACACACCGCCAUGCUAGAUGAGGAGGGAGUGUUGUUGCAUCCCAGCGGAAACCACGUUGUCUUCAAAGUAGAAGGAUUACCUCCUCAAGACAAAUACGAACAAGCUGAAAUAUACCUAGAAGUAUGGGACACAAAUAAAGGUUCGCUGGUGACAUCCCUAGUCGACGUUGAAUACCACAACCGCUACUCCUCCAGUAAGGACCGCACCGGAAGUUCGUGCGCAGUCGACAUGUUUGAGUUCCUGGACGACAGCCGGCUGCUGAGCACACACGACGAUUUCAUCUUGAGAGUAUUCAACAUUCAGUCAGGAAAUCUGCUUCAUCGCGUGUUCGGCCACCGUACUGCCGUUGAGAUCGUGUACAGCUCAGAGGCCCCGUACGUCCUCACCUACGGCAGCUGGACAGAGGAAAUGACGCUGCGUCUCUGGGACAAGAAAACCUUCAGCGAAAUAGCCUCCUACACCCUCGAUAGAACGGUGAACAACCUGGGCUACAGCUCGGACUGCAGGCGCAUUCUGGGCACCAUCGGAAAGCCAGCUGAAGUGGUAACAUGGAGCCUACACAACUUUCCAGGCAGAACUUCAGAGGAAAAAGCUAGCUACGAAGAACUGUUCCAUGGUCAAGACGCAGGAGGUUUCCUGGAGCUGGUCGGUGACGACGAUCAGGUGAUCUUGGAUCCCUCUGACCCCGACCAGGAUAUGGAGGAGAACACGUCUGAUGACGAUGACGAUUUUGUGUGACCUUCAGUAUCACAAACCCCAGCACAAGUGUGUGUGGGUAUCAGUGUUUACAGAAAUAGUGUUGUUCUGAAUUGACGUUUGUGUGCAUAAUAGGCAUGAUGUGUUACUAUUAUCUCAUGAUACCGUUUUUUUUUUGGUAGUUGUAAUUCUAUGGCCGGUUUAAGUGCCGUUUUGAAUUAAGGUUACUAAAGGGCAGUAUUUUUGUAUGGGUAUCAAGGAAAUGGCUGUAAUAGUUUUACAAGUUUUAAAAUAAAAUGUCCCUUAUUA